AAAUAAUUAUUUGAAAAUAAUAUAAUUAAGGACUGCUGCCGCUGCAGCGAAUAUUGUGAAAACCAAUGUUUUGGUCGCGCCGCGAAGUGCAUUUUUUUCUGAAUCGGACAAAUAAUAAUUCGUGAAAAUUUUGCCUGCAUCUUCGCACACUCAGCCCCUCUCCCGAUCCCCCGGUCAAGAAGCAGAAAAUCAAAUGUAAUGUGAUGUUAAGUUAAUUGCACAAAAAAAGUGUAAUCGAAAGGAAAGGAGAAGCAGCAGCAGCAGAAGGAAGACACAACAAUAAAAACGAGAGGAAAUCAAUAAUAAUAAUAACAAUAAGGCAGUAAAUAACAGAAGAAAGAACAGCAGAAGUGGGAGCCGUAGCGCAGCGGCCGGACCUGUGCCUGUGUGUGUGUGUGUGUGUGUGCGUGCGUGCGUGCGUGUGCGUGCAUAUAGCAUGUAGUAUUGUUGUAACAAACAAAACGAAAGGCGGCCAACAACAACAUACAACAAGAAAACAUAAUGAAAGCAAAUGAGCCAAAUCAAGCAGCAGAAGCAUCAGCAGCAGCCGCGUCCAACGUCGACGACGACGUAGCAGCCGCCGAUGCCGCCGACGCACGGGAAGCACCGAAAACCGCAUGACAAGGAAAUGGAAAAUUUUGUUGAAAAUUCUUUGGAAAAGCGAACGAACAACGCGAAUCAAAAAUUAACAAGAAUUCAAAGUAAAUCACAGAAACAGAGCCACUAAAAAAAGAAGAAGCACCAGCCGGGCGCCGCACCAGUAACAAUAAAUAAAAGAAGCAGCCUAAAUAAACUAAAGACGAAGACGACGACAAAGACGAAGACGAGGAAGAAGAAUAAGAAACAGCAGUAGAGCAGAAGCAGAGAAGAAACAAAGCAGUGCAUGAAUAGGAAUAUAAGAAAAAGUGCAGGAAGAAGAAGCAGGAGAACCGGCAGGUUGCGCCCCCUCCCUCUCUCACCCAUACCAUCUCACACACACACUCUUAUCACCCAACCACCAGCAGCAGCAGCAGCAGAAGCAGCUCCACCACCCAUUCUCAUAGCAGGAGGACUGGGGGAUAAUACCAUGGCAAGCAGUGCAACAAAUGCAGCAAGCAUCAGCCGCAGCACAAGCACAAACAGUAGCAGUAUCACUGCACUGCCAUCACUAUUCUCAUCUGCAUCCGCCUCCGCCGCCGCCGCUGCUGCAGCAGCCACCUCAAAGGACAUGGACGGACUGAUUGCCAUUAAUGAUAGCGCAUUAUCGCAACAAAUCGAAUUUAUACUACAAGAUGCUCCCAUGGAGCAGGAUGAUGACCAUCAACAGCACCACCACCACCACCGGCACCACCAUCACCACAACCAUCAGCAUCAACACCACCAGCCGCAGCCACAGUCGCAGCAGCAGCACCACCACCAGCCGCAACAGCAACAGCAGCAGCAGCAGCAACAGCAUCAACAACAGCAUCUGCAACCACAUCAUCAGCUGGUAGUAGGAGCUGGGGCUGGAGGUGGAACAGCGGCCAAGCUCCUCGAGAAUAACCACCCACCGACAACAACAACCACUGCAGCAACCGCAACGGCAACCAACAGUGCUUCCGUUUCCACCUACACCACUAGCAGCAGCAGCAGCAGCAACAGCAACACCAACAGCAAUAACAAUCACCUGGAGGAGCAUCACCACCUGAUGAUCCAACAGCAGCAACAGCAUCUGCUUAAUGGCCGGCGUGUUAUCAUCCAGUCGACCGGCAACAGCAGCACGGCCACAGUACUGGCCGCCAGCGACAUCAAGGAGGAGGAGCUGGACGAGGAGGAGGAGGAUCCCGAGCUGAACGAUGAGAAUCUGCAGGAUAUCGAGGAGGAGGCCCAGGCGGCCGAAGCCGACGAGGAGCCAGAGACGACCGCACAGCAGCAUCCGCAUCUUCAGACUCGCGUCAAGAUCGAGGUGGAGGACGACGAUAUGCCCGAAGACGAUGACGAUGAGGAAGAGGACGAAGACGAGAACAUGUCGGUGGCCCAUCUCCAGCGGCAGCAACAGGCACAAGCCCAGGCCCAGGCCCAAUUGGAAUAUCAACUGCAAUCGACGCAAGCGGUCGGGGCAGGCGCCCAACAAUUGGUGCAGCUGCCCGCCGGCAGUCUAAUGAGCACCUCGAGUACUCGCACUAUGACUGUGCCCGUCACCGAGGCGGCACUUGUCCAGCUGCAGCGCCGUCCCGUGUAUAUCAGCAAUGCUGUGGGCGGACUGUCCGCCGGCACCACCUAUGUACGAAUGCCAGGAGCGGCCGUGAUCAGCCGCAGUCCGAUGACGGUGCUGAAUGUGGUGCAACAGGCGGCGGCUCUACCCGCCACCCAAUUGAUCCUGCAGGCCCAGAGCCCAACGCCACAACAACAGCAGCAACAGCAGCCCCAAGUCGAUCAGCAGCAGCAGCAGCAAAUGGCCAUUAACCAACAGCAGCAGCAGCAGACACAAUCGCAAUCACAGCAUCCGCCACAGCAACAGCAGCAGCAGCUACAGCUAUCAUCCCAUCCCGUGAAGCACCAACAAGCAUCGCCAGCAUCCAGCUCUUCCCCAUGCAGCAGUAGCGGCAGCAGUGGAGCCAGCAGCACGGGGGCCACCGCCAGCUCGUCGAGCAGCUACCAGUGUAUGGAGUGUGUGGAGAAAUUCGAAUCGAAGGAGCUGUUCGACAUCCAUCGCAGCGGGCAUGCCAACAACAUGAAGUGCGCCAUCUGCAACAUGGUGCUCAAGUCGCUCAAGAAUUACGAGAAGCAUUGCCUGCGAUGCAAGCCGUACGAAUGCCAGAUCUGCGGCCGGGUGGUGCGCUUCCGGCCCAACUUCAUCAAGCAUAUGCGUGUGCACACCGGCCAGCAGUCGGAGCGGCACAAGUACAAGUGCGAGGUGUGCCACAAGGAGUUCAUGAGCUUUGAAUACUUCAAGGUGCACAAGAAGAUCCACAACGAGAAUGUCAACCUCACCUGCGAGAUCUGUGGCAAGGUGUUCAGUGCCCUGGCCUCGCUGCGCGGCCACUCGAAACUCCAUUCGGGUGUCAAGCUGCACAAGUGCGAUGUCUGCGGCAAGGGAUUUGGCCAGCGCUACAACCUAAAGAUCCAUGCCCGCACCCAUACGGGCGACUUCCCAUUUGAGUGCAAAAUAUGCAAGAAGAAGCUCCACACACAAUCCUCGCUGCAAACGCACAUGCAGGUCCAUCUCAGGGACCAGCCGACGGCAGUGGCCACGCAGCAGGCAAAGGCUAGCAAUGCCAGUGCCAGUGGCAGUGCCAGCAGCCAGAAUGUGGGGAGCACCACCAAUACUAAUACCAAUACCACCACCACCACCACGAGCACCACCCACACCAGCAGCAUCAGCGGCGGCAGCAACUCGAGCAACAGCAACAGUGCGACAAGCGCUACGGCCACAACGAUCGUCAAACUGGAGCCGCCAAGCGAUAUGGAUAUGCCCAGCACUAGCACAAGCAACAGCAAUCAGCUGCAACAGCAGCACCACUCUCACCACCACCAACAACAACAGCAACAGCUGCAGCAGCAGCAUCAUCAGCAGCAGCAGCAGCAGCACCACCACCAAAUGGAAUUGGACGACCAUUCUGGCCUCAGUGGGGACGAGGAUGUGAACUCUUCCUCGCAUAUUGUCAACUCAACCACCAAUCGCUUGACCACCGGUGAGGACUCAUCCAAUGAGUCCUCAAAUGCCUCGCUACUCAAUCAGCCGCACUCCUCCUCAUCCGCAGCUAGCAUCAGCUCCUCGCAUUCACCAUCUAUGCUGCAGCAGCAGGUGCCGCCUGCAGCAUCGUCGCAGUAUCUCAUGUCCACGCCCUCACGGACGAUUGUCAUCAAGAACUACAUGCAGCAACAGCAGCAACAUGCACCAGCGGGACAGGGACAGCAUCAUCAACAGAACGCUUCUGAUCAGGGUGCUGUACUCCAUACGCAGGUCAUCCAAAGCGGUGCAGGCACCAGCAACAGCAGCAGCAACAGCAGCAGCAAUGGCAGCGGGAACGCCAUCGUUAGCAAUGGUGCACAGCAAUUGAUACGCAAGACGCCCAUCAUUCAUCACUCAACGAGUGGCAGUGGCACACUGAGCUCCGCUUUGGCCAGCGUGGUGCAGCAACAACAUACAGGAGGAGUGGGAGUUGGUUCGCCCGCUCAAUCGCCACAGUCAUCAUCGUCAACGUCUUGCUCCUCCACCACUGUGCUGGUGUCAAAGGCCACGGGUGUACCCCUAUCGAUAGCAUCUUCGGCAGCGGCGGCGGCUGCGCUGGCCGGCUCAACCAUCAUACGGAGCACACGCAAUCAUCAUCAUAUACAGCAACAGCAGCAACAGCAGCAGCAGCAUAGCAACAGCCAGAGUCAGCAGCAACAGCAGCGUGGAUCAGGAGCUGGCACGCAGCAGCGCAAUAACCACCGAAAUCACCACCGACGUCGUCAUCUUGCAGACAUGGACGAUGAUGACGAUGACGACGAGGAUGAAGACGCAGCCACAGCAGCCGCUCAAUUGCAGUUGCAGCGCCAUGGCCAACAUACGUCAAUGUCCGUCAGCCCCCACCACCACCAGCAACAGCAGCAGCAGCAGCACCAUCAUUCGCAUCAGCAGCAACAGCAGCAGCUCCAUCAUCAUCAUCAUCACAAUCAUCAUUUCGAUGAUGACGAUGAUGAUGAGAAAUCAUCACCGUCCCUGGCCACAGCGGCCAUCAAGGUGGAACCGAAUCUCUAUUCCUCCGGCUCCGGCGACAACUCUAACGAUAUGUUCAUCAAAGAGGAGGUGAUGUUCGAGGAUUCGGCCGCCCCACAUUCACCACAAUCGCCGCCCAGCUCAAAGUUUCGCAUCUCGAACUUUGAUAGCGAUCUGGUCGAUCAUCAUGUCGAUUUGAAUCACUCGCUACCGCCGUAUGGUAACCUGUUUGAGCCGCAUUCGAUACCCGAUAGCAUACCCGUGCAACUCUAUCCGGAUGAUGAUGAUGACUUUCGGCUGGACCAUAGCUCGCUGGGUGGACUGCAUAAUACAUCGUCAUCGACAACAGAUGGCGACUUUAUCAAAAAGGAAUGGGUCUAUGGCACUGGCACCAGUUCCUAUGCCAUGAAUGGCAAAUUCGAUGAUGACAGCGAUGCCCUAUGCGAUGCUGCUAAUUUCAUAUACAAUUGAGAGAGUGUCGUCGUCUCGCAAUUGUCGGGCAGGCCAGAGAGGAGCGACAGGAAAGGAAAUAGCAACAGGAUAUGGAAAUGGAAAUGCAUACGCACAUUUUGGCAAGACAAUUGCUUGGAUAUAUAUAUAUAUAUAUAUGUAUAUGUAUAUGAUAUAUAUCUCUCUCUAUCCCUGGUCACCUCUUCUGUGACACCUUUUAAAUGCAAUCAAUAACACCCAGCCCAACACACCACCACACACACACACCAACAACAUAGAUAUACAUGUAUAGAUUGAUAUAUGUGUGUAUGUAUAUGUGUAUAUAUAUAUAUACAUGCCACACACACACACACCUCUAGAUAAUUUGCUAUCUCCGUGUUGCGCUCGUGAUGAUCUUAACGUGAUCUUAAGUCUAGAUAUGUGUAGAGUGUAGAAUUUUGAUAUACUCUAUCUCUCUCUCUCUCUUUCUGUUUUACCUUUUUUUCGCCUAACCCCCCCAACCACCCGAAUUUCCUGUGUGUCGCCCUACUUCUAUGUGUGUCGUCAUUUUAUUUAAUCUCUCUCUGUCUCUCUCUGUUGUAGUUUUUUGUGCAUAUUGACCUCUCACUCUAAGUCGCUCACCAUAUAUAUUUCCGUCUCGCUCUCUCUGUCUGUCUUUGCUGUCACUGUCUCAUUCUCUGAUGUUUUGAGUAUAGAGUACUCCCUCCUCCCACGAAGCCUCACAAAAGGAAAACCACUUACUUGCUCGUCUUCCUCAAUGAUGUGUAGUGUAAACGAGACCUGAUCCUCCCCCCUCCCCCUCACCCAACUCCUUCUCCAAACCAGCCAUUCUGAAAUCUGCUAAAAACAAAGAAACAGGAAGAAAAAUUGUAUGUAAAACAAUCAUUUUUAUUGUUAUAAGGUAUUUUUUAUUUAUAUAUUGAGAAAUCUUUCUAUAUAUGAUUAGCGUCCAGAACGCACGAUAUGCAAGAUAUAGUAAUUAUACAUAUACUAUAUAGAAGCUCUAUAUAUAAUUUUGUAUACGAUCCAAUCCUAAGUUUAAUUAGUUUUUGCAUUUGAUCUCUAACUUCCACAUAAAUUUGGCUUUAAUAUUUGCAACCCAAAAACAAAAGAAUUGUAGUUCCUGUUUAAUGGCAAAGAAAACUGGAGGAAAUCGUAUAAUGAUUUUAUAUAUACAACAUAUAGAUUAUGCGCUUAAAUUGUACAGAUAUAUGUAUCUUGUAUAUGUGUAUGUAUGAUGAUUAUGAGAUGGCUUGUGGCUGGCCUUCUCUAUAUGGAAAGAUCUCUCAUUCUCGUUGUGUCACUACUAAAAAGAUUGUUCAGUAUUUUGAUCCCAAAAAGAAAAGAAAAAAAAACAAUCGAAACUGAAAGCAAAAUGAUCUAUAUAUAGUACAUAUAUAUAACGAAUCUGCACGCACUCUGAUAUGCUUUAAUUUUAUUCGAUUCGAUUUUGAUUAUUUGACUUACCUAAAGCGCAGUAUUUGUUGGUCCUUUUAUUCGAGAAUCCAUUAAUUUUUUAUUUUAUUUUACAGCACACACACACAUCCUAAUAUAUAAAUAUUUAGUUUUUAGUGUAAUUAGAUCCUUUUUUUGUGUUUUUUUUUUCUUUGUAUAAUUUUUUUAAGAAUUCAGUGCUCGAUUUGUGCCGCUGCUUGUAUAACAGCGCCGCUACCUUAUAAACCUGUUCUAAUGUGCAAUCUCUCGCUUGCCCCCCUACCCCCAAAUCCUACCCUCUACCCGCAAACCCUACCCUCUACCCGUCUCACACGAACCCUUAAAUAGUUGCUAAGUUCUUCAGAUUCACACAAAUAUUUAUAUAUAUAUAUAUUCUCACAUGUAUGAUUUGCAUUAAAUAUAUAUAUUAUAUAUGUAUGCGUACAGAUAAACUGUAGCUAAGCGUAAGCCCCUACCCUACCCAUUUGUGUGUAGUCUCAUAACCUGAAAGAGCAUGGUUUUAGCCCUAGCUUUACCUUAACACACGAAACUGCUUGUAAAAACAUAUUUAACACAAAAGAAGAACACAGACACACACACCACACCCUCCAUAUAUACAUACAUAGAUAGAUCUUUAGCGUUAACAAUUUUAAUUUGCAUUUACAACUUUUUUUGUUUGUUUGUGUACUCGUUUGUAUUUUUCCUCCUUCGUUUGCAGAGAGACAAACAAUUAAAAAUAAUUUAAGAUAAAAAGAAAAGCAAACAGGACGCAACACAUGCAUAUAUAUAUAUAUAUAUAUUUAUAUAUUGAACAAUGUAUGUGGGAUCGGAAGAUGAUGAUGCAAUAAGAGGAGUACAUUAAACAGAAACUUCUAUCAAAAGCAUUUAAUGUUAACAAAAAGAAAAAAAAGAAAAUUCAUAAUAAAUCGAUAUAAAUUAAAUACAAAAAUAUAUAUAAAGUAUACAAAUCUAAAGAAAAAAUUAGCCAACAAUUUUAAAAUGUAGCUGAAGAAUUUUAAUUUUUUUGUUUGAAAUUUGUGUUGGUUUUUGCGUAGAAGAUACAAAUUUGUCCCCCAAUCCCCCCAUUCAUUUAUUUUGUGCAUUUUACGCUGCUGCUUUUUUGCGCAUCAUAUUAACAUAAAUGUUUAAUAUUGGUAAUUGUUGUUGCUUGCCAUUUUGUUUGUUACUAAAAGAAAUAUAUUACCAAGAACAUUAAGUACACACGCACACAAACAUAUGCACAUACACAUACGUGUCUAUACGUACGUAUAGAGAAAAGCUCAAAGAAAAAUGAAAAAUAAUACGCGCAAAAAGAAUACGUUUUACAUUUGAAACCUAACUUUAUGGAUUUGUCUUCCGCACGCACGUUCAAACAGUUCUUCGAUUACGUUCGAAUGUUGUUCGAUGUAUGUACAAAUUGCCAAUCGUAAUGAUAUCGAUCAAGCCGACGAUUGACGAUAUCAAACGAUAGCCGCUAGCUAACCCAGCCCUCCCCUCCCCCUCGCCGUUUACAUUGCAUUCUUUGCUGGAAGAGUGCCCAGCAAGAAAUCAGAACGAGACAAGUAAAAGUGGCAGCAAAAUGCCUUCAAAAAUGGUGAGAACUGCCCCCUGCCUAAGUCCCGCAAACCCAUAAGCCACCAACUCAUUUGCCGCCAGCAUUCUGAAUAGAAAAAUAAAACCACAGAAGAAGGAGUCCUCCAAGUCCCCCCCCCCCCUCCUGCCCGUAACAAAUCUCAGUUGAACUAAUGAAACAGAAGCAAUUUAAAAUUAAAUUAAAUAAAAGUUAUACAUUUUUGUACAUUUGAAAACUGAAAUAGAGUUACAAAACAAAAAG
Drosophila obscura is the source of this 8381-nucleotide messenger RNA. RefSeq names its product transcriptional regulator ovo. Bases 884 to 5134 code for a protein of 1416 amino acids. Lineage: Eukaryota; Metazoa; Arthropoda; Insecta; Diptera; Drosophilidae. The record is from RefSeq and is a predicted model, not a curated record. The transcript is spliced from 4 exons.